CCACAUCCUCGAAAGGCACUCCACUUGAGGAUGAGUGGUCUACAUUAGCCUAGGAGAGAGCAACUUUUUCACUUAGCCUUUGGCUAGACAGAAAAACCUGUGUACAGUCUGAAGUUGGACAUACUGUAAGAUAAAAAACAAAAAGCAGGACUCAAAAUGACUAAAGGAGAUACGGAAUAUCAAUUUUUGCUUGAAGGAAGCAAAGAAACAAAAGAGAAAAUUAAGCGUCCGAACAAAUCCCUUCUACUGGCAGUUUGUGCAGCUUGCAUUGGAGGAACCUUUCAAUAUGGUUAUAAUAUUUCAAUCAUCAAUGCCCCCACCAAGUCUGUGCAGAAUUUCAUCAACCAAACCUGGCUGGAGCGCUAUGAUGAGGACAUCUCAGAGCAAUACCUCACUCUCCUGUGGUCCAACAUCGUGUCCAUUUUCACAAUAGGAGGAUUCAUUGGAGCAACUAUAGGUGGAACACUGGCCAUUCGAUUUGGGAGAAAGGGGACACUAAUGAUGAACAACGCAUUUGCCUUACUGGCUGCUCUGUUGAUGGGCCUGAGCUACCCCACUGGAUUAUUUGAACUGCUCAUCGUUGGACGAUUUUUCACAGGAGUAAAUGCGGGUAUCGGCAUAUGCGUUCAGCCACUGUAUCUGGGGGAAAUCGCCCCAAGGGCACUUCGUGGUGCCAUGGCAAUGGGGACUUCUAUUUUCAUCACCGGGGGCAUCCUUACUGGACAGGUGAUUGGGCUUAAGGAGCUCCUCGGUAAAGAAGAACACUGGCCCAUCCUGCUCUCCACCACCUGUAUCCCAGCGUUCCUGCAGCUCCUCAUACUGCCCUGGUUCCCAGAGAGCCCUCGCUACCUGUUGAUCGACAGAGGGGAUGACGUUGGAUGUAGAAAAGCGAUGAAGCAACUCCACGGCACAGAUAACUUUGAUCGCGAGCGGGAGGACAUGGAGAGGGAGAGGGUCAGCGCCAUUGGCAUUAAACCCAAGAAGCCCUGGCAGCUGUUCAUGGACCGCAGCCUCCGCUGGCAAGUCCUCACCAUCAUCCUGCUCAACGCUGCCCAGCAGCUCAACGGCAUCAACGCUAUUUAUUUUUAUACAGAUUAUGUGUUUGAGGAGGCCGGAAUUCCAGAUGUCAACAUACCCUACGUAACUGUGGGCACAGGAGCCUGUGAAUGCCUCACUGCCCUUACCUGUGGCAUGCUGAUCGAAACUCUGGGACGAAAAGUGCUUAUCAUCGGAGGGUACACCCUAAUGGCUUUCUGGUGCAUUUGCUUCACUCUGACCCUCACCUUCCAAGGAGCAGGCGUAUGGAUGCCUUAUCUUAGCAUGGGAUGCGUCUUUGCUUUCAUACUCAGCUUUGGCUUGGGGCCAGGUGGGGUGACAAACAUCUUGACCACAGAGUUAUUCACACAAACCAGUCGGCCUGCCGCGUACAUGAUCGGAGGGUCCGUGAACUGGCUCAGCUUCUUCGUCAUUGGCAUGGUGUUUCCAUUUAUUGUGACUAAGUUGCAGCAGUACUGUUUCCUGGUGUUCUUGGUGAUAUCUGUCUUGGUGGCUGUAUACAUAUUCCUGGUAGUCCCUGAGACCAAGAACAAAACCUUCCUGGAGAUCCAUACCGAGUUCCAGUCCGGAGAUAAGAGGAAGGCUUCAAAAGCAGAUGACGGCCCAAGGACAACAUUGUUGUCAACCCCUCUGUGAAACACAGCUCCAGUGUUUGCUGAAAGGACUUGUCAAACCUGUACCACAUGACUUAUUAUUCAACAACUGGCAGUGCUAUGAAUAUCUCAUUGUCAUAUUGAUACAAAGUUCCAGAAUGUGUGUUCUUUGUCAGGGAUUGUGAAGUGUAGACAUUAUAGUAAUUGGAACACAGGAAACAACUAAAUGAACUAGGUACUGUUAAAGGGAUACUCUGGGAUGUUGGCAAUGAGGCCGUUUAUCUACUUCCCCAGAGUCAGAUGAACUCGGGGGUACCAUUUUUAUGUGUCUGUGUGCAGUUUAACAUUAAUUGCUAACUAGUGCUAGCGUAAUUGCUAAAUAACGUUAGCGCAAUGACUUAAAGUCUAAGGGUAUCUGCUAGCAGAUACCAUAGACUUACAGACAUUAUGCUAAUCCAGACAUUAUGCUAAUCUGACUCUGGGGAAGUAGAUAAAAGGUCUCAAAGCCAAAAUCCUUAAGUAUCCCUUUAAUGUUGCUGAUAAGUCCAGAUCAAUGAUUUAUAUACAGUGGGGCAAAAAAGUAUUUAGUCAGCCACCAAUUGUGCAAGUUCUCCCACUUAAAAAGAUGAGAGAGGCCUGUAAUUUUCAUCAUAGGUACACUUCAACUAUGACAGACAAAAUGAGAAAAGAAAUCCAGAAAAUCACAUUGUAAUUUGUAAGUCGCUCUGGAUAAGAGCGUCUGCUAAAUGACUUAAAUGUAAUGUAAAUGUAGGAUUUUUUAUGAAUUUAAUUUGCAAAUUAUGGUGGAAAAUAAGUAUUUGGUCACCUACAAACAAGCAAGAUUUCUGGCUCUCACAGACCUGUAACUUCUUCUUUAAGAGGCUCCUCUGUCCUCCACUUGUUACCUGUAUUAGUGGCACCUGUUUGAACUUGUUAUCAGUAUAAAAGACACCUGUCCACAACCUCAAACAGUCACACUCCAAACUCCACUAUGGCCAAGACAAAAGAGCUGUCAAAGGACACCAGAAACAAAAUUGUAGACCUGCACCAGGCUGGGAAGACUGAAUCUGCAAUAGGUAAGCAGCUUGGUUUGAAGAAAUCAACUGUGGCAGCAAUUAUUAGGAAAUGGAAGACAUACAAGACCACUGAUAAUCUCCCUCGAUCUGGGGCUCCACGCAAGAUCUCACCCCGUGGGGUCAAAAUGAUCACAAGAACGGUGAGUAAAAAUCCCAGAACCACACAGGGGGACCUAGUGAAUGACCUGCAGAGAGCUGGGACCAAAGUAACAAAGCCUACCAUCAGUAACACACUACGCCACCAGGGACUUAAAUCCUGCAGUGCCAGACGUGUCCCCCUGCUUAAGCCAGUACAUGUCCAGGCCCAUCUGAAGUUUGCUAGAGAGCAUUUGGAUGAUCCAGAAGAAGAUUGGGAGAAUGUCAUAUGGUCAGAUGAAACCAAAAUAUAACUUUUUGGUAAAAACUCACCUUGUCGUGUUUGGAGGACAAAGAAUGCUGAGUUGCAUCCAAAGAACACCAUACCUACUGUGAAGCAUGGGGGUGGAAACAUCAUGCUUUGGGGCUGUUUUUCUGCAAAGGGACCAGGACGACUGAUCUGUGUAAAGGAAAGAAUGAAUGGGGCCAUCUAUCGUGAAAUUUUGAGUGAAAACCUCCUUCCAUCAGCAAGGGCAUUGAAGAUGAAACGUGGCUGGGUCUUUCAGCAUGACAAUGAUCCCAAACACACCGCCCGGGCAACGAAGGAGUGGCUUCGCAAGAAGCAUUUCAAGGUCCUGGAGUGGCCUAGCCAGUCUCCAGAUCUCAACCCCAUAGAAAAUCUUUGGAGGGAGUUGAAAGUCUGUGUUGCCCAGCAACAGCCCCAAAACAUCACUGCUCUAGAGGAGAUCUGCAUGGAGGAAUGGGCCAAAAUACCAGCAAAAGUGUGUGAAAACCUUGUGAAGACUUACAGAAAACGUUUGACCUCUGUCAUUGCCAACAACGGGUAUAUAACAAAGUAUUGAGAAACUUUUGUUGUUGACCAAAUACUUAUUUUCCACCAUAAUUUGCAAAUAAAUUCAGAAAAAAUCCUACAAUGUGAUUUU
Molecule: messenger RNA, 3744 nt
Organism: Oncorhynchus nerka (sockeye salmon)
Lineage: Eukaryota; Metazoa; Chordata; Actinopteri; Salmoniformes; Salmonidae
Product: solute carrier family 2, facilitated glucose transporter member 11-like
Exons: 12
Coding region: 157-1692 (511 amino acids)
Biological process (GO): monosaccharide transmembrane transport
Cellular component (GO): plasma membrane
Molecular function (GO): hexose transmembrane transporter activity
Source: RefSeq, a predicted model, not a curated record